This is a messenger RNA of Nicotiana tabacum (common tobacco), 859 nucleotides long. RefSeq lists its product as uncharacterized. The record is from RefSeq and is a predicted model, not a curated record. Gene Ontology annotation, molecular function: enzyme inhibitor activity. NCBI's taxonomy places the organism in Eukaryota, Viridiplantae, Streptophyta, Magnoliopsida, Solanales, Solanaceae.
AGGCAUAAAAAAUAAUAAAAAGACAAAGAAGCCUUUCGACUUUACAAAAUGGCUUCUUUGCACAAAUUUUCAGUUCUAGUUACCCUCAUUUCGUCCUUCAUCUUGUUCAUUUCUCUGCAGGUGCAGUGCACUGCACGGGGCGGCGGCGGCGACGACUUGAUAAUGACAGCUUGCACGGGCACUACCUCAAAACAGUUAUGUUUAGAUCAUUUGAAAGCUGAUAAGCAAGUAACAGCAGCAGCAUCAAAAGAAUUGGACUUAGGAUUGGCCAUAAUGAAAAAUCUUAUAGGACAAGCAAAAAUAACACAUGACUAUGUACUGAAAAAGAAAUUAGCAAAUCCAGCAUAUGGUUUUUGUGAAACAAAAUGGGGUGAUAUGGUCUCUGGUUUCGAAAGGAUUUUACAGACUACCACUAAAAACAAAGGGUAUGAAGAAGAUACUGAUGACUAUGAUUUUAUGGUUAUUGGUGAUUAUGUAGGCAACUGUAAAACGAAUCUUGAACAGGCAAAAAUUGUAGAUCCUGAGAUUGCUAAAGCAGGAGAUAUAGUCAAAACGUCCAUAGCUGCUGCUAACACAAUACUGUCCCAGCUAAAAGCAAAAAACAGGAAUAAAGAUGAAUAAAUUAUCACCCCUGAUGAGGAAAGUGAACCAACUGCAUUGAAUUCUCAUUACUCUCAAAUCUUCAACCACCCAUGCCCGGGUGCUGUUGUUGUUGCUGUUGUUGUUGUAGAUAAAUAAAGGGAAAAAAAUCGAUUCAUUUUCAUUGAUGUCUGUUGCUCCUUUUUAUUUUGUUCGGAUGGUUGUCUCCCAUCGUUUCAUAAUAUAUUAUUUUAUAUUGUAUUGUAUUGUUUUGUUGAUA